AUGUCUUCCGAUAAGCCCCUGCCGUUCAUAUACCAGUUUGCCGCCGGCGCUGUCGCCGGUGUGUCUGAAAUUCUGGUCAUGUACCCGCUGGACGUCGUCAAGACCAGAGUACAGCUGCAGACCGGCAAGGGAGUCGGUGCGGACUCUUACAAUGGCAUGUUCGACUGCUUCCAGAAGAUUAUCCGACAUGAGGGUUUCUCCCGGCUGUACCGCGGCAUCACCGCCCCGAUCCUGAUGGAGGCGCCCAAGCGAGCCACCAAGUUCGCAGCCAACGACGAGUGGGGCAAGUUCUACCGCAAGGCCUUCGGCGCCGAAAAGAUGACCCAGCCGCUGUCAGUCCUGACGGGCGCCACCGCCGGCGCGACCGAGUCCUUCGUGGUCGUCCCCUUCGAGCUCGUCAAGAUCCGCCUGCAGGACAAGGCCAACGCGAGCAAGUACAACGGCAUGCUGGACGUGGUCGCCAAGACGGUCAAGCAGGAGGGCGUGCUCGCCAUGUACCAGGGCCUCGAGAGCACCCUGUGGAGGCACAUCCUGUGGAACGCGGGCUACUUCGGCUGCAUCUUCCAGGUCCGCCAGCUGCUCCCCAAGGCGAAGGAUAAGUCGGGCCAGAUGGUCAACGACAUCAUGGCCGGAACCGUCGGCGGCACUGUCGGCACGAUCCUCAACACGCCCCUCGACGUCGUCAAGUCGCGCAUCCAGAACGCCGUCAAGGUCCCCGGCGUCACCCCCAAGUACAACUGGGCCUUCCCGGCCGUCGGAACGGUGCUGAAGGAGGAGGGUUUCGCGGCCCUGUACAAGGGUUUCCUGCCCAAGGUGCUGAGGUUAGGACCGGGAGGUGGAAUUCUUCUCGUGGUCUUCCAGGGCGUCACGGACUUCUUCAGGAAGCUUCAAAAAGACUAA
This is a messenger RNA of Diaporthe citri, 900 nucleotides long. RefSeq lists its product as uncharacterized. Bases 1 to 900 code for a protein of 299 amino acids. Gene Ontology annotation, biological process: transmembrane transport. NCBI's taxonomy places the organism in Eukaryota, Fungi, Ascomycota, Sordariomycetes, Diaporthales, Diaporthaceae. The transcript is spliced from 7 exons. The record is from RefSeq and is a predicted model, not a curated record.